Rhodofomes roseus is the source of this 1950-nucleotide messenger RNA. RefSeq names its product nuclear protein. Bases 1 to 1950 code for a protein of 649 amino acids. The record is from RefSeq and is a predicted model, not a curated record. Gene Ontology annotation, biological process: peptidyl-proline hydroxylation; regulation of translational termination. The transcript is spliced from 4 exons. Gene Ontology annotation, cellular component: cytoplasm. Gene Ontology annotation, molecular function: peptidyl-proline dioxygenase activity; iron ion binding; L-ascorbic acid binding. Lineage: Eukaryota; Fungi; Basidiomycota; Agaricomycetes; Polyporales; Fomitopsidaceae.
AUGGCACGCACCCACGCCCGCUCUGAGAGCCCCGCGCCCGCUGCAGAGACGGAGGCCGAGCCCGCCCUGCUGAAGAGGAUGAAGAUGAGCCAUAUUUCCAACCCGGACGCCGUAGCGGAGCGCUUUGCGAACGAUCUCUUCAGUCCUACCAACAUCCACCGCCUCCAUACCGAGUAUGAGACCAGCCAGCCCUACAAGCACGUCGUCGUCGACAAGCUCUUCCAGGACGAACUCCUCCAGAACGUGAAGGACGAGGCGCUGUCCGAGCUGAGCUUCGCGGAGAAGGAGACGGACAUCUACAAGGUCAAGCAGACCGGCGACCUCGCGUCGCUCUCCUUCCUCACCGACGAGCAGCGCGCGCUCCUCCCGAGCCUCCUCACCCUCCGCGAUGCGCUCUACUCUUCAAAAUUCCGCUCGUUCCUCCGCGCGGUCACCGGCUGCGGGCCCCUCUCCGGCACGAAGCAGGACAUGUCCAUCGUGUCCUACUCCAAGUCCUGCCAUCUCCUGAACCACGACGAUGUCAUCGGCACACGGCGCGUGUCGUACAUCCUCUACAUGCCCCUCCCGCACUACAUGGGCUGGCAGAAGGAGUGGGGCGGCGCCCUCGAGCUGUACCCGACCAAGCCCGGGCCGGACGGCGUGCUCGAGCCCGAGCCUGUACCGAGCAAGAACAUCCCGCCGAGCUGGAACCAGUUCGUAUUCUUCGAGGUGCAGCCGGGCCAGAGUUUCCAUUCAGUCGAGGAAGUCGUCGUGGGCGAGGGAGAGGAUGGCCGGGAGAGGCUGAGUAUCAGUGGUUGGUUCCAUGCUGCACAACCAGGUGAAGAGGGCUACAUACCAGAGAUCAACCCGCCCGAGUUCAAGAGCUCGCGAGAGCAGCUGGCGUCGACGUCAACGGAAUUCAAGUCAUAUCCCGACACCAUUGACCCGCCUCUUCCAUCUGAGCCCCUCUCGGAAUCCGACGUCUCCUUCCUCUCCGAGUUCCUCAACCCCGUCUACCUCCAACCGCGCACGAUGAAAGCACUUGCACAGCGCUUCGUCGACGAAUCCUCGCUCGAGCUGCACGAACUCCUUUGCGCACCGCUCGCCGCGAAGCUUGAGACCGGGCUCCGCGCCGCAGACGCAGCCGACGGGCUUGGUCCAUCCCGCCUAACACCUAUCCCGCCGCACUCAGCAGGCGCACAGGGCGCGUGGACCCUGAAAGGUCCCCCGCAUAAAUGGCGGUACUGCACGCUACGCGAGGCCGCGAACGGGACGAGCAGCAAAGCGGACCCACGGUGGGCACACAGCGAACCGGACGAGAUCGUGCGCGCACUGCAGGACGAGCUCUUCCCGAGCGCAGCCUUCCGCGCGUGGCUCGCGAUCGUCACAAGCUUGUUGCCUCUGCGGUACUCGACUAUGGCGCGACGCUUCCGACCGGGAAUGGACUACACGCUUGCGACGGGAGAGACGAAGGAGACGCGGCUCGACGUGGUGCUGGGACUGACGCCGCAGUUCAGCGCAGCGGACGUGAACGGAGAAGCGGAGGAGAGCGAGGAGGAUGCGUUGGGUGGGUGGCAGACGGGUGAGUGGGGUGGCUGGGAGUGUUAUAUGGCCCCGCACGACGAGGAAGAUGAUCCGGCCGUCUACCGGUCUGGAUCGAAGAAAAAGAAGGCGAACGGCACUGCCAACGGCGAGAGCACGAGCAACGGCCACGGAGCCUCGAACGGCAACGGGAAUGGUAAUGGCAAUGGCCAUACGGACCCCGAGGCGAUGGACGAGGACUCCGAUGACGACGAGGACGACUCGGGCACGCUGCUGACUGUCCAGCCUGGGUUCAAUCGGCUGCUGCUCGUCCUCCGCGACGAGGGCGUCAUGCGCUUCGUCAAGUAUGUCUCUGCGGCGGCACAGGGCUCGCGAUGGGACAUCUGCGGCGAGUUUGAGAUCGGGAUGGUCCAGGAGGAGGAGGACUGA